This is a messenger RNA of Triticum aestivum (bread wheat), 949 nucleotides long. RefSeq lists its product as uncharacterized. Lineage: Eukaryota; Viridiplantae; Streptophyta; Magnoliopsida; Poales; Poaceae. The record is from RefSeq and is a predicted model, not a curated record. The transcript has 9 exons. Bases 31 to 516 code for a protein of 161 amino acids.
UUCCUCAACGCGUGCCGGGUCUUGGACAACAUGGGCGGCGCCGCCGCCAAGCAUGGUGCUAUGACGAUGACCGCCGUCUACUACCACGACAUCAGCCUAUCUACUUACCUCAGUCGCAACGCCAAGCUCAGCUCCAUCAUCAACGCCAUGGCCAACUCUCACCAAUUCAGGCUUUCCCUGGACUGGGAACUCGUGAGGAGAAAGGCGUCGUUGGUGGUCUACGAAUUGCUUCUUGAGUCUCCAGAGUUGAGACGCCUGCUAAUACUGCCGCGGGAGACACUGAACCCGCAACAACUGCUUCCCAUCGGCUCUCGUCGUUCAAGACGUCACGUGAGGAAACAAGCCCGGCGGCCAACAUCAACUGCCAUGGCCAGGCUCUAUCUCAACACCAAGAGGAGGUACCUACGCUACAAGUACAACACGCAUGUUCAGUUCAGAAAGCUCACAUCCUGCACUGUUAGCAGAGUCUUUGAAGAGGGUGGCAGAUCUUAUCGAUCAAUGUUUAAGAAGUGGUAAACGCCCGGAGCUCCAUCAAGGGCGAAUGCUUCAGUCAAUUUGUAAGGAAGGUGCUCCUGGCGCUACACUCUUGACAAAUCCUGAUAACAACAUUGGGACCUCAUCGGUGACGAAUGCAGGUGCUGCUACCUUCACGGGACAGGCUACUAAACAUUUUUGUUUCUCUUCAGCUGCAAAUUCAGACUGAAGCUGGACUUUGCACGGUGAACUUGACGGCCUAAUUAUGUGGGGGCAGUGCCCUUACUUCUGGUGCUCCUGUCUACGUGAAGAGACAUGUCCAUUAGCUGCCAAUGCUGUUGGAAAACACUAUUAGGUUGUUUUGCUGCUAUUUGCGCUAUGUUAAAUGAUGGACUCGAGGCUUGCUAGUCCCAUAGCUAGAACAUCUAUUCCGUGUAAGCACCUACUAUUUUCGUAUGGAGUUCCUUGGAUGUCA